This is a messenger RNA of Cavenderia fasciculata, 1029 nucleotides long. RefSeq names its product zinc-containing alcohol dehydrogenase. Gene Ontology annotation, molecular function: zinc ion binding; oxidoreductase activity. The transcript is spliced from 2 exons. The coding region runs from base 1 to 1029 and encodes 342 amino acids. NCBI's taxonomy places the organism in Eukaryota, Evosea, Eumycetozoa, Acytosteliales, Cavenderiaceae. The record is from RefSeq and is a predicted model, not a curated record.
AUGGAACCAAAAGAAGUUACCACUAUGAAAGCUGCUGUUAUUGUUUCAGCUGGAAAAUGGGAGAUUACUCAAAUACCAAUUCCACAAGUUGGAAAGGGACAGGUAAGAGUCAAAGUGAUGGCAUGUGGAGUGUGUCACUCUGACAUGAUGAUUUCCAGUGGUGCCGUUGGUAAUAUUUUCCCAAGGGUACCGGGUCAUGAGGUGGCUGGAAUUGUCGAUGCCCUUGGUGAGGGAGUCACAAGAUUCAAGAUUGGUGAUCGUGUAGGUGUUGGAUACUUUGGUGGAGGUCACUGUGGAGAAUGUGAAGAUUGUUUGGCUGACAGCUGGGUCACUUGCAAGAGUGCUGGUGGGUGUGGUUUGACAUUCAACGGUGGGUAUGCCGAAUACACAGUUGCACCACACGAUGCAUUGGCUCGUAUCCCAGACGCCAUUGAUUUCCUCCAAGCCGGUCCAUUCUGUUGUGCAGGUGUCACAGUAUUUAAAUCAAUCCGUGAUUCCGGUCUUAAAGGAGGUGAUUUGGUGGCAGUCCAUGGUGUUGGCGGUCUCGGUCAUUUGGGUAUCCAGUUUGCCAGAAAGCUUGGGUAUGAAGUCAUCGCCGUUUCAUCAGGUGACGAGAAAGAACAACUUGCCAAGGAACUAGGUGCACACCAUUACAUCAACUCUUCACAACCCGAUGUUGUCGGUCGUUUGAAAGCUAUUGGUAGUAUCAAGGCCAUUAUGUGCACUGCACCCGCCAAAGACUCAAUCGAGGAGCUCUCCAAGGCUCUUGGGUCAAAUGGCAAGCUUUUACUCUUGGCCGGUAUCCUUGAAAACAUCGCAGUCAGUCCACUCUUGCUCAUUAGCAACAAUCAAUCUGUAAUAGGAUCCUAUUCGGGUGAUAGUCGUGACACAGAGGCCACCCUCAAGUUUGCAGCCAACCAAAAUGUCAGAUCAAUGAUUCAAGUCUAUCCACUCGAGCAAGCUGAAGAAUGUUUAAAGAAUAUUUCCAAAGCUAGAUUCCGUGCUGUUUUAAAGAUUGGUGAUUUCUAA